Cynara cardunculus var. scolymus (artichoke) is the source of this 1435-nucleotide messenger RNA. Its product is annotated as small GTPase LIP1. Gene Ontology annotation, biological process: intracellular protein transport. Lineage: Eukaryota; Viridiplantae; Streptophyta; Magnoliopsida; Asterales; Asteraceae. Gene Ontology annotation, cellular component: endomembrane system. Gene Ontology annotation, molecular function: GTPase activity. The record is from RefSeq and is a predicted model, not a curated record. Bases 252 to 1259 code for a protein of 335 amino acids. The transcript is spliced from 8 exons.
UCAAACUUGCUUUUCGAAAUCUGAGAUCAUAGCUUCAAUCAAUUACAUAUAAUUCUGAUCUAAACAGGGAUUUGAUUUUGACAUCAACGAUCUGAAUCCCGUUUUCUGAAAUACGGAUUCUUCAACUAGUAUAGAGAGUAGCUCUAUACCAAAACCCUCCAAUUUAGGAACUAGGGUAUAAACAGAUCGGCCGAAAUUUGUAGCCGAAAACUUUGGUGCUUUAAUGCGGCAAGGAAGAAGGUUAGUAUAACAUGUUUUGGAGGGAGCGCGAAAGGGAGAUCAACAAAGAGCAAAAUGGAGGCCCUCCUUGUGGGCAGGUUCGAGUUCUUGUUGUUGGGGACUCAGGUGUGGGAAAAACUUCUCUUGUUAAUCUGAUUGUGAAAGGUACAUCAACAGCACGUCCUCCUCAAACAAUUGGGUGUACAGUAGAUGUGAAGCAUUUUACUUAUGGAACUCCUAGUAGCUCUUCAGAUAGCAUUAAAGGCGACAAGGAUAGAGAAUUCUUCGUUGAACUCUGGGAUGUCUCUGGACAUGAACGAUAUACAGAUUGUCGUUCCAUCUUUUAUUCUCAAAUAAAUGGUGUUAUUUUUGUACAUGAUCUCUCUCAAAGAAGGACAAAAACAAGUUUGAAGAAAUGGGCCGCAGAGAUUGCAGCAACUGGGACAUUUUCGGCCCCUCUAGCAAAUGGCGGUCCUGGUGGCCUCCCUGUACCAUUCCUCGUCAUUGGUAACAAAGCAGACAUAGCUGUGAAAGAAGGCACAAGAGGUAGCAGUGGCAAUCUUGUUGACAUGGCUCGCCAAUGGGUUGAGAAGCAGGGUUUGCUUCCAUCAAAUGAAGAACUUCCUCUGAUCGACAGUUUUCCUGGAAGCGGAGGGCUUAUGGCGGCUGCAAAAGAAGCAAGAUAUGACAAGGAGUCUGUGUUGAAGUUUUUCCGUAUGUUGGUAAGAAGAAGGUAUUUUUCAGAUGAGUUACCUAUGGCAAGUCCAUGGUCUACCUCGGUACAAAGACCAUUGCAGAGGCCUGGGGACAAUUUGAGUGAUGAUGAUCAAUUAUACACGAGUACAAGGACAAUUGGUGAGGCCUACAAGUACAAUGUUCUACCACCACUUCCGGCUCAACGCAAUCUGACGCCACCUCCCACGCUUUAUCCUCAGCAGCCGGUGUUGACACCCGAUAACUACAACAUCCCAAGAUUCACGUUGAGCGGAGUUCAAGAAAUAAACAAUAUUAGAUCGAAACGAAAUGAUAUUAAUGUAUGAUGUUGCCAGUAUUACAAGAAAGGCAUAUGGUUGUUUUUUUCUUACUGUGUUGCUGCUUCUUGAUUGUAAACUAGUCCCAUUCAUUCUUUGACACCCACAACAGAUGUAUUGUUAGUUGGCUGCUUGGUUUGAUUUUUCUCUUUUUGGAAAGAAACUUGGUUUUAUUUGUUGCAUCA